This is a messenger RNA of Boeremia exigua, 2252 nucleotides long. RefSeq lists its product as uncharacterized. The transcript is spliced from 3 exons. The record is from RefSeq and is a predicted model, not a curated record. NCBI's taxonomy places the organism in Eukaryota, Fungi, Ascomycota, Dothideomycetes, Pleosporales, Didymellaceae. The coding region runs from base 93 to 2252 and encodes 719 amino acids.
CGAGAAACCUGGCGGCAUAGAUAUACGAAUAGGCUCAGCAACCACCGUUCAAGAGUUUCGCUGCCGAAUUCGCUUCAUCUUACGACGGCAAGAUGGUGAUGUGGUGGGACUGCGAUGCAGUCUAUUGUGGCUUCUGGAACAACGAGGGCAAUACCCACAAUCAUCGAGGGACCUUGACACUCCCGACCCAAUGGGGCCUCAUCCUUGUCGGCUUCUUCACCUUGUUCAUCAAACUGUCCAGCGGCUACCUAUGGGGAACUAUCAAGUUCACCAUCCACCAGUUCAGUGCUUCCACUAAGCCUCGAGAUGCUUCAUACCACCAAUUGCAGCUAGUGCUCCACAACACGGAAAGCGAGUCGACUUUCAUCACCCAGCUGACCAAGGUCUUGUGGGCACACCGGGGCGGACGACCUAGGAUGUUUCGGAAAGGUCUUGCCUUGAUUCUAUUUGCUGGCCUAUACACCAUCGCGUUUGCUUUUACAAGCGGCGUGUCGAGCAGAAUUAUCCGCGCCCACGAUUCGAGCGUUUUAAGCGUGUCCAAACACUGCGGCUGGUUCAAGGAGCCUACUCUCGGGAACAGCUCCUCAAUAUCGUCCGGUGGUGUCUUUGAAUCAGUAAAUGCAAUCUCCGUGAUGGCACGAAAUGUUUACCGCAGAAGUGCGAGUUACUCCCGGUCUUGUUAUGGUCGCUUCGGAGAUAAGUCAACGGCAUGUGAAAAUUACAUCCUACCGACAUUGCCCUAUAUCGUUCGAAGGAACGUUCCAUGUCCAUUCGCUGGCAGAGCAUGUAACGGCUCUGCUAUGUCACUCGAUACAGGUUAUUUGCGCUCUGACAGCCAUUUUGGAAUGAAUACACGCUCUGAGGAUGCCCUGUCUGUGCGGAAAGUUCUCACAUGUGUACCUUUAGCUGGCGAACAGUACACAGAUGGUUGGCAGCAGAUGCCACCGACGUUGUCAACUGCUCAAGAUCUGCCGCUGGAUACUAGGCUUAAAGGUUAUUCAUUUGGCCGAACGAACAGCAUUUUUGGUUCUUUUAAUGAUUUGAACUACACUGCUGCUAUGGACGAAGUGCAUUGGAGGUUUGGCAAGCAACCGUACAGUCUCAAAUGGACCAAUAAUAUUCUAGACCUGCCACCCAUUCCCGCUUGGUUCCCUUUCACGCCGAUUGCAGACGUACAAAACACAACAGCGGACACGAUUAUCGUCGGCUUGACCAAUAGGAACGACUUUGCCUCACCCAUCGCGGAUCCUUGGUUUGCUGUCGACAAUUGUAGCACAUUAUCGGGGUCGCUAGUUGCGACGACCUGCCGGGCAGCAAAUCCACUAUCGUUUCUCGGGUGCCAGGAGCAAUACCAAUUCUGUAAAACGGAAACCGGAUCCGCCGACUCUUGCACACCACUUACAGGCCUCUACCGCCUAACCCCCGAUGUUUUUCUUGCGAAAGAAUUACCAUGGAAUGGCACCAUGCUUGCCAAUAUGGAUCCCAAGCAAUCAGCCCUCUACCGAUUUCUCGCCAAAAUACUCUCAAGUAGCCAACUUCACUUUCAGCUUGGCUUCAUUGGGCACGAGAAUCUUAUCGCACAGGACUCUCUUUGGGACGGCGGUUUUGGCUUCUCCCUGUCCGCUAACUUGCCUUCUAAUCAGUGGGAAAUGGAAGUAAUGAACUGGAUGAACGUCUCUCUUUCGAACACACAGCGCGGGACCGUGACUUACAGUCGUCCAAGCGAGUUUGAUAUCGGUGGCGGCGUCUCAAGCCUAGAAUACAUGGAGCACCCACAAGAAACGGAACUGCGCCGUCUCUGCGAGCAGGUCAAGGUGCGCAGCGCUACCCAUACUUCGUUUUCCGUCCUCGCUAUGGUGGUCACCAUUGCACUGGGAGUCAUUUGUAUUGUCUCGGAUUUCGUGGUCCGCAGAGUAGUCUUCUUUUUCCAGCGCCGCACAGGACAUGGUGUCGAGAAACAUCAGCAGUGGACCGAUAGCUCCGCAUUUCAAAUGCAGCGGAUGGCAGCCGAGGGCGCCAGCAUCGGGCCGUGGAGAGAAACGAAAGAUGACGUGCCGACUUUGGUGAACUCGAGGCUCCUGUUCAGUCUGACUGGGCAGCAACGGACUUGGGACGUCGAUGAGGCCUCGGAUCAAGGAAGCUUGGACGUAAAGGGGAUUCGACGUAGAGCUUUGAACAAGGGUGUCACGCACCGAGAAACGGAACUACAAGAUCUUGUGGAAUUCAGUGGCCUCAACGCGAGACACGUUUGA